Messenger RNA from Penicillium expansum, 201 nucleotides. RefSeq lists its product as uncharacterized. The record is from RefSeq and is a predicted model, not a curated record. Lineage: Eukaryota; Fungi; Ascomycota; Eurotiomycetes; Eurotiales; Aspergillaceae. The transcript has a single exon. The coding region runs from base 1 to 201 and encodes 66 amino acids.
AUGGUUAUCAAGGCGUUGUCGGACGAAUUCAAUAUACCCCUUUGUGUUUUUAUCGGGCAUGCAAACUUGGAUUGGAAAAGUUGUCAGGACCUCAGUCUCAACCAAGCAUCAAAUCAAUGCCGCGGUUGCAGCGAGUUUGAUCAAUCGAUCGACGCAAGAUUGUAUCCCACUCUAUACUUCAUUUUUACAAAUCAAGGCUAG